AAUAGAUAAAGAAAGUAAUGGAAUUGAAAAAGUAUGAUAUAUAAUAAAUAAAGUGUGACUAGAAUAUCAAUUAUCAUAAAUAUGACUAAACUAAAUACAGCUAUAAAUUCGAAAUUAUCAAGCAUCGUAAUAGAACAAUUACAACAUAAACAUAUUUGUACUGUUAUACAAUUUAUAGAUGAAGAUUCUGAAAAAUUAGCAUCUUUUACAGGAUUGUCAUUAAAGGACAUAAUUGAAAUUAAGCGAAAUAUUUGUAAAAAGUAUGGAGGUCUACUUAAAAAUGCUUUUCAAUUAUUUGAAAUAGAAGAAAAAAAUAUAAUUUCUACAAACUUAUCAAGUUUAGAUAAUUUAUUAAAAGGUGGUUUAUAUUGUGGUCAAAUAUAUGAAAUAUGUGGUUUAUCUGCAAGUGGAAAAACACAAUUAUGUUUUUCAAUUGCAAUUAAUAUUGCACUUAAAUCCAAUAAUCUUGUAAGAUAUAUUGAUACAAAAAGAGAUUUUUGUGGUUCAAGAAUAGAACAAAUUUUAUUAAAGAAAAAUUAUAAUAAGCAGGUUAUAAAUGAAACUAUGGAACGUAUCAAAGUAUGUUGUGUAUAUAAUAUACAUCAAUUACUUAAAGUUUUACAUUGGUUAUCAAUUAAUUUAAAAGAAGAAAGUGAAGAAUGCCGUACAAGAAUUAUAAUUAUUGAUUCUUUACCAGCACUAAUUUUUAAAUUUUCUAAAGAUCAUAAAACAACAAUUAUCUUAAAUCAUCUAGCAAAUAUUUGUCAUUUUAUUGCUAAAGAAUUUAAUUUGUCAAUUAUUAGUGUUAAUUUAAUUAGUCAAUGGAAUAAUAUUAAUGAAGAAGGAACAAGUGCAAGUUCAAAUGAAAAUAUUAAUGAUAUUCUAAUUAAUCCUACUUUAGGAAAAUAUUGGGCACAUGUUCCUAAUACAAGAUUAUUAUUAGAAAAACAGGAACUUGGAAACAGAAAAAUUUCAAUUUGGAAUAGUUUUCAAUUAGAAGCAGAUCUUGCAUGCACUUUAAUUAUAAAUGAUUCUGGUGUUUCAUGUUCAUAAUAUUAAGUAGAUAAGGAUUUUUUAUUAUUUUCAUUUUUAAAAAUUGUACAACAGUAUAAAUAUAAAUAAAUAUUCAAAUAUAUUAUAUGCUAUAUGAAUUUUGUUAUUUAUAAGAUAUUCAAUUAAUGUUAUCUAUAAUAAAUUAUCUAUAA
Messenger RNA from Apis dorsata (giant honeybee), 1205 nucleotides. RefSeq names its product DNA repair protein RAD51 homolog 4 (gene Rad51D). Gene Ontology annotation, biological process: reciprocal meiotic recombination; double-strand break repair via homologous recombination; telomere maintenance. The record is from RefSeq and is a predicted model, not a curated record. The coding region runs from base 82 to 1053 and encodes 323 amino acids. The transcript is spliced from 4 exons. Lineage: Eukaryota; Metazoa; Arthropoda; Insecta; Hymenoptera; Apidae. Gene Ontology annotation, cellular component: Rad51B-Rad51C-Rad51D-XRCC2 complex; centrosome; replication fork. Gene Ontology annotation, molecular function: ATP-dependent DNA damage sensor activity; single-stranded DNA binding; four-way junction DNA binding.